AUGACAAGAUGCCGUGUUGCGCCUGUCCCUCAGUCCCUCGGUCCCUCAGCCCGCCCGAACUGGCUGUUGGGCCGCCCCAGACAGCCCGCCCGCCAGUCAGCCAGUCAGCCAGUCCGUCAGUCGUUCAGUCGUUCAGUCAGUCAGUCAAGUCAAGUCAGUCUUACUAUCCGGUUCCGUAUGGCUGCUCUGGAUAUGGCUAUGGCUAUGGCUAUUAACUUGUGUGCAUGGAAUAAUACCGACUACUCCGAAGUAGCAGCAUCGCUUGGCCUAGCUUGGUUUGUAUCCUGCUUCGACCCCCUUGUUGCCUCGGCUCUUCUAACUUUCUUCUCGCAUCACCAAACCAACAUCACCAACACCAACCCUCAUACCGGUACAACUACGGAACAUCAUCUCAGCUUCAAUUCCACUUCAACUCCAAUACCACAGCUCUCUGCUCGACUGCUCGAUCUGCUCGAUCGGCUCAUCGCCCGGCCAGAUGGUGCGGUGCGAUGGAGACCACUGUGCCCUGGGCUUCCAGAAGCCCCCGUUGCGACACGCUGGAAACCGCUUGCUGGGGUCGACACCCAUCAUCGACGGCGCCGGGAUAGGGCAACACCAGCGGUCCAGCAUUCGCACCCUUGA
Molecule: messenger RNA, 621 nt
Organism: Drepanopeziza brunnea f. sp. 'multigermtubi' MB_m1
Lineage: Eukaryota; Fungi; Ascomycota; Leotiomycetes; Helotiales; Drepanopezizaceae
Source: RefSeq, a predicted model, not a curated record